CUUCCACUCAUCAAGAUGGAAAGCUCAGAUUCUAGUGAUAAAGGAAAUAUUGAUCAAUCAGAAGCACAACGUCAGAGUCAGCUAGAUCGGUUAGAUCGAGAAGAAGCUUUCUAUCAGUUUGUAAACAACCUGAGUGAAGAGGACUACAGGCUUAUGAGAGAUAACAAUUUGCUAGGAACACCAGGUGAAAUUACUGAAGAAGAGUUGCUGAGAAGGCUACACCAAGUUAAAGAAGGUCCGCCACAGCAAAACAGUGAUGAGAAUAGAGGUGCAGAGUCCGCAGAAGAUGUUUCAAAUGGAGAUUCUAUAAUAGACUGGCUUAAUUCAGUCCGACAGACUGGAAAUACAACACGAAGUGGGCAACGAGGAAACCAGUCUUGGAGAGCAGUGAGCCGGACUAACCCAAAUAGUGGAGACUUCAGAUUCAGUUUGGAAAUAAAUGUCAACCGUAAUAAUGGGAACACAAAUCCAGAAACUGAGAAUGAGCCAUCUGUAGAGCCUUCCAGUGGGGAGGAUUUGGAAAACAGCCAAAGUGACUCUGAAAUUCCAAGGUCUGAAUCGCCAUCUGUAAGGCAGCCUGGAUCAGAAAGGAGCACUUCAGAGGAGCUAACAACUGAGGAAGCUUCCCCUCCUAGAGGGCAGAGGAGAGCGAGAAGUAGGAGUCCAGAACAGCGGAGAACGCGGGCUAGGACUGAUAGAAGUAGGUCACCUAUUAAUCCAGUGAGUGAGACUCCUCGCAGGGCUCAUCACAAUACAUCAUCUCAAACACUUGACCACUCCUCAGUGAAUGAAGCUGAGGGAAGCUCUAGAACUAGGCAGCAUGUGACAUUAAGGCAGCAUACAGUGGGGACUGAGAUGCCAAGUGAAAAUGCAGUUCUGUUUUCAACCCCUGAAACAAGACCUGUUCCUCAAGCAGCAGGUUCUUCAGAAACUAACGGUACCAGUGAGUCCGCAACUCCUGGGCAGAGGCCUCCUACCAUAGUACUUGAUCUUCAGGUGAGAAGAGUUCGUCCAGGAGAAUAUCGGCAAAGAGACAGCAUAGCCAACAGAACUCGGUCCAGGUCCCAGACACCUAACAACACAGUCACUUACGAAAGUGAACGGGGAGGGUUUAGGCGCACAUUUUCACGUUCAGAACGGGCUGGAGUGAGAACUUACGUCAGUACCAUUAGGAUUCCUAUCCGUAGGAUCUUAAACACAGGCUUGAGUGAGACUACAUCAGUUGCUAUUCAGACUAUGCUAAGGCAGAUAAUGACAGGCUUCGGAGAGCUGAGUUACUUUAUGUAUAGCGAUAGUGAUGCAGAUCCUAGCGGCCCAACUCCAAAUCAGAACGUGGAUGCUUCUGAGCCACAGAACGGAGGUGGUGGUACUUCAAGCAAUGAAAGUACAGAUGUUAGCUCAGGGGAGGUGUAUGAAGGUGGUAAUGAAGGUGGUUCAACAUCUGGUGCCAGACGGGAAGGUCGGAAUACGAGGGGAUCGGUCACAUUUGAAGAAAGUGGUUCUCUACCAUUCCUUAGCCUAGCACAAUUUUUCCUACUAAAUGAAGAUGACGAUGACCAACCAAGAGGACUCACCAAAGAACAAAUUGACAACCUAGCCAUGAGGAAUUUUGGUGAGAGCGAUGCUCUGAAAACCUGUAGUGUGUGUAUUACAGAGUACACAGAAGGCAACAAGCUCCGUAAAUUGCCUUGUUCGCACGAGUAUCAUGUCCACUGCAUUGAUCGCUGGUUAUCAGAAAAUUCCACUUGUCCCAUUUGUCGCAGAGCAGUCUUAGCUUCUGGUAACAGAGAGAGUGUUGUCUAAAUGAGAUCUGAAUUUAUGGCCAAGCAGCUAGUGUGAUAGUGAUGGGCAAAGAAGUCACUUCCUUUAUGGCCACUUUUUGAGUGGUACCUCAAUGUAUAGUAAUGACUUGGAGUGAAUCUUCCCUGAUGAAAGCAUUUUCUCUGAAUUCAAGCUUUUAAAAUUGGAAAAUUUCUUUAAUUAGGGUUUUCAAGAUCUAGUCAGUUUGGGUGUGAAAUUUCACUUGUCCAAAGACAUCUACCCACUUAAAAAUAUUUUUUUCUUUGUGAAGAGUAUUAAGUUCUUUCCCCCACCCAGCCCCUGCCAUCCCAGUCCAAUAAACAUUUUGUCCUCAAGAUUGUGCUUAUGAGGAGCUUUUUGAGAAGUCAUCCCGGCUAAAUGUACAUGAGUUGUAGAGGAACUUUUGCAAGAAAUCCAACUAUCUGAAAAAAUAAUAUGAAUUUAAUUGCACACUUUUAAUUUUCAUACUGGGUUAGUAUUGGACAUGCCUGUGUAAAUAACACUAAUGUUAGCCCUUUCCCCAUCACUAUGGCACGCUGUAGGAUGAGCUGUUAGCUUAAUUGGGAUAUUUAUCUUGUUGUGGAAAUAUAAGAAUUGCCUAUGCUUGUUUAAAUAAAAAAAAAAUCUGUUUUAAAAUUGUAAAGCUUUUUUGUAGAAGCUCAGUACUUUUCCAAUGCACUGUUGUACUAACGCAUUAAGAAUUAAAAUUGUACCAUGCUUAGAAAUCAAGAAUGCUUUUCAUACAAAACCCACCACACAGAGAGCAAACUAAAUACGAGAGCUGCUUUUGUAACUGUGUACCUGUCAAGAGCAGUGCAUAUCUGUACUAUUUAUGUGAACAGCUACUGUAAUAUAAAAACAGUUGAAUUAGACAUCUUAAUUGCAUUAAAAAAUGGAAAUUAAAUGUUAUAAUUGCAGUGUUUUGGCUCAGUAAUGCCACCAAAAAAGAUGAUAAAAAUUAGAAACUGUUCUAAUGGCUGGUUAUUUCUUGGUGUGGUUGCUAAUAUGUAAUAAUACGGACCGGUAUGUACCAGUUCAUUCAGUGAAGUUUAUGCCCAAUUUUUCUUUCAACUUUUACUUUUGAUUUUUGAGGCAACUCUGUGUAACUAUUCAGCAGACAAGUAUUGACAGGUUUUUUUUUCUUCCUCACCAGCUUCAACUGUAUUAGUAACCUCUGGAUCUGUUGAGUGAACAUGCUGAUAUAUCCAGUGUUGGUAGCCUGUGACUCAAGUGCCACAGAGGAGUAACUUAAGUAUUAACUGGAAAACAGAUUAUUAGAGUGUUAGGUUAAAUUUGAAAAUUAUAAUUGAUUAUGGGAGUACACUUAAAUGUGUAGCCAAUUCUAAGAAUGACGUUAAAAAACCCCGACAAACUUUUUAUACUCCUAUUGGACAGAUUAAAAUGAGUUGAACUUACUUUUAAAAUUAUGUGCGUGGCAUAUUGAAAUUGAGAAUUGGAGAAUGUACCUCAACUCUCAUCAGUGUCAGGGGAAAACAUCCCUCCCCCGCAGUGACCUGUCCUUUGUUUUAUUCUCUAAUGAUUUUUUUUUUUUUUGCCCCCUAGCUUACAUGUGCAACAGAGAAAGCAAUAUUUAUUUCAGCUCCAGGGCAGUAGUUAUGAAGGGAUAUGAACUGCUCUUGCUGGCUAUAUGGGAAAUGUUGCUUGUUCCUCAGACGACAAAACCAAAGCUGGCCUAUCUCUUUUUCCUAAUUAAAACACAUUUUUGGUGUUUUAUAGUGGUGGUUGCAUAAACUGUAGUCUCUGCUCUAAGCCAUUUUAACGUCUCAUCAGCUAGUUAAGGAUUCCACAAUGUCCCAAUAUCCCAAAUUUUUUCUACGUAUGCGUUUUGUGGUGUUUGGUUCAGUGGGAAACUCUGACUGGCUAUUGAGCUCGCUUUCCUCCUGGUGGGGCACGCCAUCGUGGCAGAGGGGCUAUGUGUAUUCUUUUUGAACAGAAGAAUAAAUAAGCUCAUGUUUUUAAACUUUUCCCCCUGACAUGCAUCACUAAAAUUGGAAGUUAGCUAUUAAUUUCAGGUGCUGGACUCUCUAUGCCAAAAUUUCCUCAACAAAAUAACACUUCUGAGUUUCUUCCAGUGGCAUUCACAUAGCAAAUACAUGCUAUCAGUUGCAGUUUCCAGUAGCUUUACUGACUUACUGGAGUAUUGAAUUAGAAGGAAAAAAAACCCCUCUCUAUGUCAAUACCAUGUUAAAUUUUGAAAGUCUGAUGUACAUCUCUGAGGACUAAGGCUGGUGACCAAAAAGAAAGGAGCCCACUAGUGCUAAUUAAUGUGAAGCACGGCUGUGAUAUGUGUCAUUCAACAUAGCUUUCUUUUUAAUGUUCUGAGUUUCCAGUAACUGUUCACGUUGGUAGAAUCAACUUUACAGUUUUGUUAUAGCUUAAUAGUGGCAUGCCUUAACAUUUUCUCUUUCUGUAACAAUAGCAACUAAUAAAAUGUUGGAGGUUUCCCAGAUGGUACCAAGAACAAAUAAUUUAACCUCAGUUCAGGAGACCUUGAAUGUUCUCAAUGUUUUAUAUGCCUUUUCCGAUGCUGAGCGUGCUCAAGGUGCUGGGGGUGGGUUGUCUGAUGUCUGGAGGAGUUGGCAGAAAUUAAAUUGCUGAUACAGCAAAGACCUCUUUAUGUAGCUGAGUCAUCUGUCAGCCGCUGUGGUAAUUCAAUUUCUAUUCUUUUAAAAUUAGAUUGGAGUUAGGAAAAGCCAAUAUUAACACUUCAGUUGCUAACAAAAUAUGAAAGACACUAAUUUAACAAGGUUGACAAUUAGCCUAAUUUACAGUUGAUGAAUCACAUUUUGGUAUUAAGCAUUUGUACUUAUCGCUUCCCUCGGUUUACGCUUUCUUGGUAUUGCAGGAGGGAUACAGCCACUUAACUCAUGCCUGUAGCCGUAUGAAGGGUUAAAAUGGCUAGGUUUGUCAUUUUGAAAGGCCUGGUUGUACAGAAAUGAGGAGAGUGGAGAGGCAGACGCAGCCUUGUUGCAUCAGCUGCCUGGUUCACAGUGCCACCGUGUGGGAGCCUCUCGUAGCCUGCCUUCAAAGCCGGGAUAACUCGCUGUCUCCUUGCUUGGAGCAGCAUGGUUUCUUUUGUAUUGAAGGCUGUUGCUUGCUUUUAUUUUUGAAGGAGGUUCCUUGUUAUUGCCUGCCUCAGUAGUUAGCGUGGUGGUUUUUUCAAACUGCAAACCGUCCAGGCUCCUGCUGUGAAUCUCUCUCUGGUGUGUGAGCUUAAUUCCUUUCUGACAGGACAGACCUGUACCCACAGGACCUCCAUACGCAGCAAUUAAAGCAGUCACGAGGCCAAAACCUAGAACGCACAGUAUUUUUUAUUUAAGAGUGUGUUUGAUAGUUUAACUCAGAUUGUGAACCGAUACAGAGUUGUGGGUGCUUACUUUCCUUUUUUUAAUUGGGGCUUUAUCCACUAAAAGACUGUCGAGAGUUAUUCCUGGGGUUUGUUAGAUUUCCCUUUCACGUGCACUUUUUUAUUUCUUCAAACAAGUUGGGUUUUUUGCAAAGAACUUGUAGGCAGUUAAUUGACUUGUUUUAAAAAUGAUUUGAUUAGUGUAGGUACUGCAUGCAUAGAAAUGACUCAUUAAAAGUUUAAAGACGUUUUGUAAGAAGUAUUGAUGUGCAGGCACCGCAGCUGCACUGACAUGAUACCGCACCAGUUUUGAAGGAGCCAUAAUUGUCCAUUGUGUCAACUUGCAAACGAAUGGGUUUCCCACCAAAGUUGGCACAAUGGAUCAUGCAAUGACUGUCAUUCCAGUUUCCUGUCACUUGUCUGGAUUAUGCAAAUGCCGAGAGUCCAAAGGACCGUUUCCCUGGUAUAUCUGCGGUCGAUGUUUAUCUUGAAAUGGUUGCCUACACAAAGAGGAGGCUCCCAGUGGUCUCAUAAUACUGAGGGUCUAGUGUGAAGAUGAGAGAAGAACUGCAGUUAAGGCUGACCAUCGGUCCUCUGACUUUUAGCAGUGGGAUGAGGGGGUUUCUGAAUCUCCCAGCGUGAUCUUCACCGUCACACUGCAAUGCAAAGCUUCAUCCUGUCGGCUUCGCCACAGCCUUACCUUUAGUUUGGGAUCCUUUUCCUUAAUGUGUGCAUUCGUGUAGCCGUCUGAUGUCUCGGUUUUCUCACCGGUCAUCCUUGCUCCUCCCGCCGGGGCUCGCAUUGCUUGAGGAAGCGUAUGUAAGCAAGUGUGGAGCUGAUGAGGUACACGGUCGUUACGGAGGUGUCUGCCUGCUCCUCUGCCUUCUCCCAGGAGGAGGUGCUUUGGAUGAGGGUUGGCUGGGAGCCACGUUAAGGGAAUUUAUAACAGAUUCAGAAAUAUUUCCAACCCUUACGUACAUUAGGCUUUUUGUUUAUUUAUCCUUGACUAGGGAGGGAAGAAGGAGGGUGAAGAGACAGAAUCAAUGGUAACUUACCCAAAGUACAUAUAAGUUGUGUUGUAUUAAAAAAGAAAAGUUUGCAUCUGUUAUACCAGGGCUUCCCAACCUCUUUUUGAUAUGAGGUAUCUCUUUUUUUUUCUUUUCUUCAUAUGGGGAAACAUCCCAUUGAAUUUGUUUUGAUUGUUUUAUCUGGUUUUGUUCCCUUAAGCUAAAAUACCCGAGACCCUUUCCUGAAUUUCACUGUCUGCUAGUAAGGCCGUUGGUUGGGAAGCCCUGAAUUCAACUGAGAAUGUAACAGGUUUUUUUUUGUACAGUGCUUUACAUCUGUUUAUACUGGACUUGUUUAAUACAAAAUGGUACUCUGAGGUCAUUGGACAACAGUUUGACCAGAUUUGAUAGCUAACAUUUAGGAGGAGUUUGUUCCCUAUGUAAGAUGUCAUAAUGCAAAUUUAAAUAGACUCAAUAAAAUGCAUGAAGUGUU
Gymnogyps californianus (California condor) is the source of this 6667-nucleotide messenger RNA. RefSeq names its product ring finger protein, LIM domain interacting (gene RLIM). Gene Ontology annotation, molecular function: ubiquitin protein ligase activity. Gene Ontology annotation, biological process: protein ubiquitination; ubiquitin-dependent protein catabolic process; random inactivation of X chromosome. Gene Ontology annotation, cellular component: nucleoplasm; cytoplasm. Lineage: Eukaryota; Metazoa; Chordata; Aves; Accipitriformes; Cathartidae. The transcript has 3 exons. The record is from RefSeq and is a predicted model, not a curated record. The coding region runs from base 16 to 1803 and encodes 595 amino acids.